Cydia splendana is the source of this 2668-nucleotide messenger RNA. RefSeq names its product protein doublesex (gene dsx). Gene Ontology annotation, biological process: sex differentiation; regulation of transcription by RNA polymerase II. Lineage: Eukaryota; Metazoa; Arthropoda; Insecta; Lepidoptera; Tortricidae. The transcript is spliced from 4 exons. Gene Ontology annotation, molecular function: DNA-binding transcription factor activity, RNA polymerase II-specific; RNA polymerase II cis-regulatory region sequence-specific DNA binding. Gene Ontology annotation, cellular component: nucleus. Bases 56 to 865 code for a protein of 269 amino acids. The record is from RefSeq and is a predicted model, not a curated record.
AGCAUGCACGGCAGUCGCAUCGUGGCCGCGCGGCAGGUCGCACGUGUUUCGCGUUAUGGUGUCCGUAGGGCCGUGGCGGCGCCGCGCGCCGGACGACGACGACCGGUCGGAGCCCGGGGCCUCCAGCUCCGGCGUGCCGCGCGCCCCGCCGAACUGCGCGCGUUGCCGCAACCACCGGCUCAAAGUGGAGCUGAAAGGGCAUAAGCGCUAUUGCAAGUACCGGUACUGCAACUGCGAGAAGUGUAGACUGACGGCAGACAGGCAGAGGGUGAUGGCGCUGCAGACGGCGCUGCGGCGCGCUCAGGCUCAGGACGAGGCUAGAGCGCGGGCGUCGGACUCGGGGCUCCACCCUCCCGGGAUCGAGCUAGAUCGGCCUGAGCCUCCUGUUGUGAAAGCGCCGAGGAGUCCCGUGAUCCCGCCGCCGCCGCCGCGCUCCAUGGGAUCGGCGAGCUGCGACUCCGUUCCGGGAUCGCCCGGGGUAUCGCCGUAUGCGCCGCACCCGCCGUCCGCUCCGCCUCCGCCGAUGCCGCCGCUCCCGCCUCCGCAACCAGUGGCCCUGGACUCCCUGGUAGAAAACUGCCACAAGCUGCUGGAAAAGUUCCACUACAGCUGGGAGAUGAUGCCGCUCGUGCUGGUCAUCCUCAACUAUGCCGGCUCCGACCUGGAGGAGGCCUCGCGGAAGAUUGAUGAAGCCUCCUGGGUGGUGCACCAGUGGCGGCUGUACGAGCGCUCGCUGUGCUCGUUGCUGGAGCUACAAGCGCGCAAAGAGUCGUUUUGCUGCUCGCCGCGCUACGUGUUGUCGCGCGAGUACGCGCCGCACCUGCCGGUACCGCUCAUGCGCUCGCCGCCGCCAGCGCACUUGUAGCCCCACACCGCGCCGCGACAGACGGCGCACGAGCCCACUGAGCCAUCUACUUCGGCCAAACCCGAGUAGGCCCGAGGCCGACCCGAGCCUGACCCGAGAGGAGCCGAGCAGACACGAGUGGGCUAUUCCGGACUUUACCUAGUUUUAUAUGUGCUAUACGUGUUACAACACGCAUAUUUGUAUAUUAUCACGGACAUUAAGUUGGAGAGUGGUUACCUUAUCUUGUUAACCCGGUCCUUAAAUUAAUUAUUCCCAGAUAUAUUAAGAAAACCAGUGAAUAUUUUGACGGAUGUAUAAUUAACUGUUGCUAAGCAUGAGGAUUAUGGUAUUUAUUGUGGACAUGUUGCAGCGAGAAAUUUCAUAUUAUCGGUGAUAAAAUUAAACCACAUUGAGGUUUGGCAGAAAACAACAUUGUUUGUAAUAUUGAAUAAACAUAAAAAAUGGGUGUAACUAUAAGAGCAUUUUCACAUUGUCGGAUCCGAUAUCGGAUGUAGGGCCGACAUCCGCAAUGUCGAGGGUAUUUGCAACAACGCGCCUGCUGCAAACAUUAUGCCUACACCAUGAAUCUAGUAUUAAACUGGAUUGGGCAUGAGUGGUGGGGGUAACUGACAGAACGGGAUAGUCUUACGUGUCUUUCAGUAGGAGUAGCAGAGAAAGCGCUAUUAUUGUUCGUCCUUGUCACAGUCUCACAUAUUUUUUGUUCCCCACCGUUAAUUUAGUAUGGAUUAUGGUGGGCAACAAAUAAAUUCGACCAAUCAUAGUGUCGCAUUGCGUAUGUUUUGUCCCUCACGGAGGCACGCGUAUACCACGUCUAUAGGAUCCUACCUUCUAUUGCUUCUAUGGCCUACACAUAUGCGCACACAAACAAAAAGUAUCCGACAUCGUCCGACAUGUUUGAAAUUAUCGGAAGUGCCAAUCUGAUAUCGCAUGGCCCCAGAUAAAAAAGACAGCUUGCUCGAGAGUGCCCCGUGGGCCUGUGUGUGUACUUGUGUUGUGUACGCCUUGUUUUGGCCAUAAAGCCGCUAAUCAUCAUCAUCAUCAUCUCAGCCAUAAGACGUCCACUGCUGAACAUAGGCCUCCCCCUUGGACCUCCAUACGUGCCGGUUGGAAGCGACCCGCGUCCAGCGUCUUCCGGCGACCUUAACAAGCCGCUAAUGAUUCGUUCAAAUUGUGUUUUUUGAAAAACAAAUUAUAGCUAGCAUUUGAUAAAUGUAAUGAUACCUUUGGGUAUGGUGCUUUACGCACACUAGUGUCCCAUGCCCUCCCCCUGACGCAACCCCCCCUUUUAGCAUGAAAUAUGUCCCGGUUGACAGUUUUCAGAUCAUACUACAUUCAUUGAAUGCUGGCUAUAAUUUGUUUGUCUGUAUGGGACAUUAGAACACAACUUGACCGAAUCAUAAGGUGUUUUGUAGCUAAGAUUUCUUACAUAACAUGCAUGUUAUACAUUUUUUACUUCCAACCGAUAUCCAAUACAGGAUCGGACAAUGUGAAAUCGCUCUUAAUGGUGCGAUAAAGUACGGAUCAGAUCGCAAUUUUACGGCGUGCCGAAGGCAAGAUACGUGGUAUUGAAAUUACAUUUUGUUACAAACUGUCUGGACAGUCAUUACUGUAAUUAUUAACAAACGCCCUUUAGAAAAGGUUAAUGUUAAUAGUUAUUGCUUGACAGCCCAGAAUUGAGAUCAGAGGGCCUUUCGACGUGUUGCCUCCCUGUCACACUUACUUACAUACAUACAAGUGCAACAGAGAGGCAACACUUCGAACGUGGUUCGCGGUAGGCAUUCAGAACAAACAACGUAAAUAGGU